CAGAGUAGGGAACUCGCGCAGACCAGCUUGCUCAAUAUACGCACAAGGAACCUGAUAGACCAUAAGGAAGUGCCCCGUUCGAAGCCCCUUGGCCGGCAUUCGACAACCGCCUACACAUUCCAGACAAUGUCCAACCCCACUCCCAGACCUAUGAUCCCCAAGCCAGUCGUCCUCUCCGCGAACAAAGUCCACACCCUCCCAAUCGAAUCAUUCUCAGACCCCGCCCGAGGCAAAGUAGCAUGGCGCACACUCUUCAGCCAACCAAAGACCCCAACGACCGAUCUAUCCGCCGGAAUCGCCGUAUGUCCAGGAUACUCCGGCUACCUCUGCAGUCAUCAUCAUGCCCAGACCGAAAUCUACUACAUCCUUGGAGGGCGGGGGGUCGUUACUAUUAACGGGGUACGAUACGAUGUCGAAAAGGGGAGUGCGGUGUUCAUUCCGGGGGACAUGGAGCAUUCCGUUGAGAAUUGUGAGCAAGAGGAGUUGAAGUGGUUGUAUGUUUUCCCGACCGGGGAUUUUGAGCAUGUCGUGUAUCAUUUUACGAGGAAGGGGCGGUCAAAGUUGUAG
Messenger RNA from Aspergillus calidoustus, 567 nucleotides. The record is from the annotation of a GenBank genome assembly. NCBI's taxonomy places the organism in Eukaryota, Fungi, Ascomycota, Eurotiomycetes, Eurotiales, Aspergillaceae.